Messenger RNA from Cynoglossus semilaevis (tongue sole), 2182 nucleotides. RefSeq names its product Krueppel-like factor 6. Gene Ontology annotation, molecular function: DNA-binding transcription factor activity, RNA polymerase II-specific; RNA polymerase II cis-regulatory region sequence-specific DNA binding. The record is from RefSeq and is a predicted model, not a curated record. Bases 252 to 1103 code for a protein of 283 amino acids. Lineage: Eukaryota; Metazoa; Chordata; Actinopteri; Pleuronectiformes; Cynoglossidae. Gene Ontology annotation, biological process: regulation of transcription by RNA polymerase II. The transcript has 4 exons.
GUGUUUGUGUGUUACUUUGAAUCAGUGAGGGAGGGGGGAAAGUUUACAGUAAGCUGUCUGACUUUUUGGGGAGUUUCGUUUUGAGAUCUUUCGGUGCAUCACAAGCUACAAAAAGCCUCUGCAGGAUCCGAAGAAAGACCCUCAUACAUGCACAUACAGCCCAGACUCCAGUCUGUCCCCGUCUCUUGUCCACUCCGAGCUCUUCGCGUGCAGACUUCCCCUGUGCUCACUGUAACGUCCCUGGUAGUGAAAUGGAUGUAAUUCCGAUGUGCAGCAUUUUCCAGGAGCUUCAAAUAGUGCACGACACCGGAUUCUUUUCAGCGUUGCCGUCUCUGGAGGAGUACUGGCAGCAGACGUGCCUUGAGCUGGAACGGUACCUCCAGAGUGAGCCCUACGUCUCAGCCACAGACCUCAAGUUUGACAACCAGAAGGAUCUGUGGAGCAAGUUGAUGCUUGCUUGCGGGGACAAGUCCAGUGACCCCGACCCAAAGCUCCCACAUAUAAAAGAGGAAGAAGACAAUCAGGACGCCCAGCAUGUGGACGCUGGGGGCUUUAACUCCGACGCCAGCAGCGAGACCUCUGACAGCUCAGAAGAACUCUCCCCGACCCUUGACUUCACUUCCAGCUCUUUGACUGACAUCCUGGGUGAAGGUGGAGACGAGCUGGGGUCAGCCAUCAUCAGCACACCACCGUCCUCACCCGAGGUGGAAAAAGACAGCUCUGUAGCCCAGGUGUGGAGCGGAAUAAACACUGUGCUGCACUCGCCUGGGAAAACAAGGACAGUCGGAGGUAUGGAGAGGCCAGGGCUGACCAGCUGGGAGGCAUCCUCUGAUGGGAGGAGGCGGGUGCACAGGUGUCACUUCAACGGGUGCAGGAAGGUGUACACCAAGAGCUCACACCUCAAAGCACACCAACGUACACACACAGGAGAGAAGCCCUACAGGUGUUCAUGGGAGGGCUGUGAGUGGCGCUUUGCACGGAGUGACGAACUCACCCGACAUUUCAGGAAACACACUGGAGCAAAGCCUUUCAAAUGCAGUCACUGCGACAGGUGUUUCUCCCGUUCUGACCACCUGGCGCUGCACAUGAAGAGGCACAUCUAAUGUGGUCCUGUUGUGAAGAAGAGCUCUGAAGGGAUGAUGUCCUGUUGGGGAUCAGUGAGACCAGUGUGUCCUCCUACUGCUGACAGGAGCCCUGUUGUGUUCCAGGCAGCAGGAGGACGAGGAACAACACAGGCUUUUAUUUGCACCAUACUCAGUGCCUCCAACACCUUGUUGUACAGAUUGUUUUUGAAAGGGGGUUUAAUUAGAAGAGGGAGGGUUGGGAAGAAAGAAAGGAAUCAAAGUCCUUAUGAUGAAAAAAUGGUAAAAAUCUGGACUGGAAAAGAUGGGAAGAGGUUCUUUUUUCUGUAUGGUGUUUGACGAGUUCUCCUGGAGGAUUAAUGGCCUCCUGUUGGGAUGUGUGCCAUGCCUACCAAUAACAGUGUGUUUGCCUGUGUGUGUUGGAUCUGUGGUUGCCUGUGACUGUAUGCUUGUGCCAGCUUUUGUAGAGCUGAUGGGAUAGUGAGUGGAUGAACGAUGCAGAGAUGAUGUCAGGUUUACUUUUCACGUGGGGAUGACGUGUUGAAGCUUCCUUCGAAUGAAUGAAAGCAAAAAAACAAAAAAAAACAAAAAAAACCCCAACAAAAACCAAGGUUUGGUCUGUGUCCAGAGAGGGCCUGCUGUACAGGCAGGCGUACUUGUUUAGUAUGAUAGGGCGCCCCCCGAAACCUUGAGGUGGAAUAACAACUCCUAAAUCGUAAGCAGGAGUUUUUGUUAAGUGCAGCUAUUACUGUAAAUGUGCAAUGUAGAAAUGAGCUCGUCUAAAACCCCGCACACACCAAAUAGCUUAGGUUUCUCUUCAUGUUAAAAAUAAAAUUGAAACAAUCACUUUUUGCCAUUGUGGGACAUGGGUGUGUGUUUCUGCUGCUCAUUAGUUUGCUUUAUAUGACAAAAGAAUUCCUUUCAAGAGCAGCUACCUUCAAAUGAUGAUAGUAUUUUACAAAAAAAACAUAGCUCUUGAUAAUGUAUUGAUACGCUGGGGAUACCACUACUGCUUUACUGAGGGAUGUAGUUUAUUUUUUCUUCUAACCAGAAAUGCACUGUUGCCCCUUUGUGUCGGUGGCUUUGUCAUGUUAAAAAUG